AUGGCUGUGUCUCCCACACCUGGGCAGCAGGAAUAUGUUCAUGACCACGCAACACAGAGAAGUGUAAACGACAGUUCAGUUUCUAUGCAACAUGGACAUUUUUGGAGGGUUCACUGGAUUUGGACCCUCCCUCUACUCACUGCCCUGGUUGGGCUGGUGGGGAACAGCAUCGUCCUGUGGCUCCUGAGCUUCCGCAUCCGGAGGAAUCUCUUCUCUAUCUACAUCCUCAACCUGGCCGGGGCCGACGCACUCUUCCUCUGUUCCUCCUUUCUCGUCUCCAUAUGUGAAUUUGUUAGAUAUUUGUGUCAUUCUUUCAUGUACAGGUUAUUGCAAUACAUCACAUACACAUUCUACACGGUGAGCCUCAGUUUCCUGGCUGCGAUCAGCACCGAGCGCUGUCUAUCUGUGCUCUUCCCCAUCUGGCACCGAUGUCACCGCCCCAAGCGCACGUCUGUGGCUGUCUGCGCUGUCCUCUGGGCUCUAGGCGGCCUGCUUGAAGUAGCAUAUAUCGUCAUUUGUUAUGAUGAUUAUCCUGGCCACAUGAAACGCAUGUGUCGUGACUACUUAAUCACAGAGUUUGUAUGGUUCCUCCUCCUCACCUGCGUGCUGUGCAUGUCCAGCCUGACCCUUCUGCUGAGAGUCCAGUGCAGCUCUCAGCGCCGGCAGCCCCCCAGGCUCUACCUCCUCAUCCUACUAGCUGUCCUCGUGUUCCUGCUCUGUGGCCUACCCAUGGAGAUUGGGGAAUUCUUAAGCUACUUCAAUACAGUUUUUAUGCCUCAAUGGCUCGGUCGGCUCCUGGCCUGUCUCAACAGCAGUGCAAACCCCUUCAUUUACUUCUUCCUGGGCAAACAAAUGCAUAAAAAGAAAGAGCCCCUCAAGGUGAUCCUCCAGAGGGCCCUGGGGGAUGAGCGGAAUUUUGGAAGUGGGGCAAGGGACACCCUCUACACCAACAGCCUGGAGACAUCAUUCUGA
Molecule: messenger RNA, 972 nt
Organism: Trichosurus vulpecula (common brushtail)
Lineage: Eukaryota; Metazoa; Chordata; Mammalia; Diprotodontia; Phalangeridae
Product: mas-related G-protein coupled receptor member X1-like
Exons: 1
Coding region: 1-972 (323 amino acids)
Biological process (GO): G protein-coupled receptor signaling pathway
Cellular component (GO): membrane
Molecular function (GO): G protein-coupled receptor activity
Source: RefSeq, a predicted model, not a curated record